GAGAGGACUGGGUCAGGCUGAGGUGUGGCUUCAUAUUAAAAGAGCAGCAGGUUCUCUUCAGGUUUGCAGAUUGGCUCACCUGUGCUCAACCAGGUGACUGUCUGGGUAAACUCUUGAGUGUGUGGGCAACUCUAAAAUUAAAAUGGAGAGGCAGGGAGGGCAUUGUGAUGGAGGCUUUGGCCCCGGACCUGGAACCUACCAAGGACAGAGCCAUGGCUUUGGUCCCGGACCUGGAGCCUGUCAAGGACAGAGCCAUGGCUUUGGCCCCGGACCUGGACCCUACCAAGGACAGAGCCAUGGCUUUGGCCCCGGACCUGGACCCUACCAAGGACAGAGCCAUGGCUUUGGUCCCGGACCUGGAGCCUGUCAAGGACAGGGCCAUGAACAUGGACAUGGACAUGGACAUGGACAUGGACAUGGACAUGAACAUGGUCACGGUCAUGGCCACGGCCAUGGACAUGGACAUGGACAUGGACACGGACACGGUCAUGGUCAUGGUCAUGGUCAUGGUCAUGGUCAUGGUCAUGGACAUGGGCACGGGCGUAGGUGCAAGCACAAGCAGGGUCACAAGCAUAAAGGAUGCCACAAGAAGGGCAAGGAUUGUCACGGGUCUUCCAGUAGUUCCUGCAGCAGUGACUCUGACUAGACUUCUGGAAACCGUCCUUUAAAAGACACGUGUAACAAACAACGAGUCUCUUUCUGGUUUGAGCAUCAAGUUUGACUAUCCUGAUAUAUCCUGAUUGCUUUUAACUCAAUUGCAUCUGGCUUUUGCUGUUUUUUCUGGAUUUAUACUGAGUCAUAAAAUAAAUGUUGAAAUAUAACAAAG
Molecule: messenger RNA, 826 nt
Organism: Oryzias latipes (Japanese medaka)
Lineage: Eukaryota; Metazoa; Chordata; Actinopteri; Beloniformes; Adrianichthyidae
Source: RefSeq, a predicted model, not a curated record